Messenger RNA from Eufriesea mexicana, 1775 nucleotides. RefSeq names its product BTB/POZ domain-containing protein Ktl (gene Ktl). The record is from RefSeq and is a predicted model, not a curated record. The coding region runs from base 517 to 1269 and encodes 250 amino acids. The transcript has a single exon. Gene Ontology annotation, molecular function: protein binding. NCBI's taxonomy places the organism in Eukaryota, Metazoa, Arthropoda, Insecta, Hymenoptera, Apidae. Gene Ontology annotation, biological process: protein homooligomerization.
UGCCGCGCGCGCCAAGUGCCAAGGAGAGGAAGCGCAGCGACGGAGCCGAGCUAAGCUCGGCUUUCCUCGACCGACCGUAGGCGCAGUCUCUCAUCGUCAGUCUUUCUCGUCUUCAGCUUCGAGAGAGCACGCUUUCGGGGUCAGAUCUGUCUUGGAGUGUGUCAACCUCGUCUCAACCCUCAGCUGUCCUCGGUCAUUGACCCGAUACAUCGGCCCGUUCUCGCUGUUCACGCGAUCUCUCACGGGGUGCUGUGUGCAGUGUGGUCUCGAGAAGUGUUCUUUGCGGGGUGCACUCGGUAUCGUCGCACAGGCGAGAAUAAACACAGGGAUUUCGUGCGCAUAUACGUUGUUUCCCCUUUUUCCACUGGUCAUUGUCAUCUCGUUAUAUAUCGCAUCUCCUCCCCCCUCUCCCUUCCCUCUCCGUACUUCAUUGUUUUCACGCAUUCGCUCGCCGCUGAUUCGAGUCGCACCGCGCGGCUGUACACGAGACGAGUCUAUCAGAGAAGCGUCAGAAGCAUGGUGGAUCAACAGCAGACGGACCAGCAACAGGAAGCCGUGCCAAGCGUGGUGGAGUUGAACGUGGGCGGUGUAUUUUACACCACCGCUCUCACCACCCUCACCCGAGAAGGCGAUUCUCAUCUGGCCGCUUUGUUUUCGGGGAAAACGCCGGUAGAGAAAGAUGCGAAGGGGAAAUAUUUCCUGGACCGUGACGGGGUACUAUUCCGUUAUGUCCUCGAUUUCUUGCGCAAUCAGGCACUGGUUCUACCGGAAGGGUUUCGAGAGAAGGAAAGAUUGAAACAGGAAGCGAAUUUUUACGGUUUGCCCGGCUUGGAACGUGCCAUUGUGGAGAACGGCAAGUCUUCCGGUUCCUUGACCUCUUCCGGGAAAAGAGCAUCCGGAUACAUAACGGUCGGUUAUCGUGGAAGCUUUGCGUUCGGUCGCGAGGGUCUCACGGAUGUAAAAUUCCGGAAGCUAUCGAGGAUUCUUGUAUGCGGCCGCGUGGCUCUUUGCAGGGCCGUGUUUGGGGAGACUCUAAACGAAAGCCGGGAUCCGGACCACGGUACCACGAAUCGUUACACCUCCAGGUUCUUCCUCAAGCACAGCUCCAUCGAGCAGGCUUUCGACAUGCUUCAAGAGCAAGGUUUUAAACUGGCCGGUAGCUGCGGCUCUGGCACAGCUGGCGGCAAUUCGGAACAACUGAAACCCGGAGUGGAUUCCGAAGAGAAUCGUUGGAAUCAUUACAACGAGUUCGUUUUUGUUCGCGAAUAAAUAGCAUACUUCGGUCUUCCUUGGUCUGAAUUAGCUAAACGAGUGGGCUGUUGAGAAUAGUCGAUGUCCUUUUGACGCGAUCGACGAAGAUCCAGUCCCAGCUUUCAAAUGGAAUUCUCCGAUUUUUUCGUCGACGUCGACGACACAGAGGAAUUGCCUUCCUGAAGACUUUCCUUUUCGAACUGAGAUCGCAACCGGUAGGGUAAAGAGUAGAUGAACUUUUUUCGUCGUUGCGCCACCACUGUGCAUGUACUAUUCAAAUUCAUUGAGCUAUAAUAGAACGGUAAUGCCAGGAAUUCCUUUUUCAAAUGUUCUUCGCUCAUUUCUUCCACGAAUAGACCUGGAAAGGAUGUUGACGGUAGAGGCACGUAACGUUCUCACUAUUUGAAUGAAGUUCGUCUGCAAACGACGAGGGGAUCUUUGUUGAAAUUAGCAGACUUGUCUCUAGCACGUGUAUUUCAACGCGGUGUUGAACGUCGGUCGAAGCAGUUCGGAGAUGAAACAAG